Cavia porcellus (domestic guinea pig) is the source of this 1795-nucleotide messenger RNA. It is a transcript of the gene Hes1, whose product is annotated as hes family bHLH transcription factor 1. The record is from RefSeq and is a predicted model, not a curated record. Gene Ontology annotation, cellular component: nucleus. The transcript has 4 exons. Gene Ontology annotation, biological process: negative regulation of neuron differentiation; anterior/posterior pattern specification; Notch signaling pathway. The coding region runs from base 594 to 1433 and encodes 279 amino acids. Lineage: Eukaryota; Metazoa; Chordata; Mammalia; Rodentia; Caviidae. Gene Ontology annotation, molecular function: DNA-binding transcription factor activity, RNA polymerase II-specific; E-box binding; protein dimerization activity.
GUACAGCGCCUAGCAAAGAGAAUAAAGACCUCGGCCUCCUAAGAAAUAGACCAGGCCAAAAUCCAAAGCGGAGAAAUCCUCUGUAAAGCAAAGCCCAGAAGGGAGAGUAGCAAAGGGUUAAAAUCCUUUUGAUUGACGUGGUAGCCUCCGGUGCCCCGGGCUCAGGCGCGCGCCAUUGGCCACCAGACCUUGUGCCUGGCGGCCAAUGGGGGGGCGCGGUCCACGAGCGGUGCCGCGUGUCUCCUCCUCCCAUUGGCUGAAAGUUACUGUGGGAAAGAAAGUUUGGGAAGUUUCACACGAGCCGUUCGCGUGCAGUCCCAGAUAUAUAUAGAGGCCGCCAGGGCCUGGGGAUCACACAGGAUCCAGAGCCGGUGCUGAUAACAGCGGAAUCCCCCGUCUACCUCUCUCCUUGGUCCUGGAAUAGCGCUACCAAGUAGCCAUUAAAUAUUAUAUAAUCCACUCUGAGCACUUGCAGUUGUUUUACGAAAAUCUCGAGGAAAAGGGACAUAAGCAAAAAAAAAAAAAAAAAUUGCGUGGACUCCAAAAAUAAAAUUCUCUAGGGACUGUUUUUUUUUUUAAAAAAAGGAAGGAAAAUGCCAGCUGAUAUAAUGGAGAAAAACUCCUCGUCCCCGGUGGCUGCAACCCCUGCCAGUGUCAACACGACACCGGAUAAACCAAAGACAGCGUCAGAACACAGAAAGUCAUCAAAGCCUAUCAUGGAGAAAAGACGAAGAGCAAGGAUAAAUGAAAGCCUCAGCCAGCUGAAAACACUGAUUUUGGAUGCCCUUAAAAAAGACAGCUCCCGGCAUUCCAAGCUGGAGAAGGCAGACAUUCUAGAGAUGACAGUGAAGCACCUCCGGAACCUGCAGCGGGCGCAGAUGACGGCCGCGCUGAGCACCGACCCAAGCGUGCUGGGCAAGUACCGCGCCGGCUUCAGCGAGUGCAUGAACGAGGUGACCCGCUUCCUGUCCACGUGCGAGGGCGUUAACACGGAGGUGCGCACCCGGCUGCUCGGCCACCUGGCCAACUGCAUGACCCAGAUCAACGCCAUGACCUACCCCGGGCAACCGCACCCCGCCCUGCAGGCGCCGCCGCCGCCCCCACCCGGAGCCGGAGGCCCCCAGCACGCACCCUUCGCACCACCGCCGCUUGUGCCCAUCCCCGGGGGCGCGGCGCCCCCUCCCGGCGGCGCUCCUUGCAAGCUGGGCAGCCAGGCUGGAGAGGCGGCCAAAGUAUUCGGCGGCUUCCAGGUGGUGCCGGCUCCCGACGGCCAGUUCGCCUUCCUCAUCCCCAAUGGGGCGUUUGCGCACAGCGGGCCGGUCAUCCCGGUCUACACCAGCAGCAGCGGGACCUCGGUGGGCCCCAACGCCGUAUCUCCUUCCAGCGGCCCCGCACUCACUGCGGACUCCAUGUGGAGGCCGUGGCGGAACUGAGGGGCCCUGGCCUGCGCUCCGCAUGCCCCUACCCAGCCCUUCCUCCGGACACUAAACUACAAAAUGAAUACUAGGAGAGAUGAUUUGUGAUUAAGUGGUUACUUUGUUGGUUUUUUAAUUCCUAAAAAUAAGUUACUUUUUUUGUAGAGAGCUGUAUUAAGUGACUGACCAUGCACUAUAUUUGUAUAUAUUUUAUAUGUUCAUAUUGGAUUGCGCCUUUGUAUUAUAAAAUGGAGAUGACAUUUCGUUUUUUACACGAGAUUUCUUUAUGUGAUGCCAAAGAUGUUUGAGAAAUGCUCUUAAAAUACCUUCCUUUGGGGAAGUUUAUUUGAGAAAAUAUAAUAAAAGAGUGAAGGCUUUUA